This is a messenger RNA of Theobroma cacao (cacao), 2307 nucleotides long. RefSeq names its product PRLI-interacting factor. Lineage: Eukaryota; Viridiplantae; Streptophyta; Magnoliopsida; Malvales; Malvaceae. The record is from RefSeq and is a predicted model, not a curated record.
GGUCAGAAAAUCUCCAGAUCUUGGAAAUACGAAGCGAAAAAUAGGAAGAAGAAUUGAUUUCGAAGCAAAUUUAAUCUAAUUUUUCGGUUUUAGAUUGAGAACAAAAGGAAGCAAAAGAAAUUAACGGAUCAAUAAUUCUUUUGAAUCUGGCGACAAAUUUCCAAUUCUAAAACUGAAAAAUUAGGGUUUGUUUUUUCUUUUUAGAGUUCCUUGAUUAUUUUCUUGGGUGAAAGAAAAGAACAAAAAAAAAAAAACGAUGAAUGAUCAGUCUCAGAUGAUGAAUCAGCCACCUCAAAUGAUGAUGAAUUCCGUUCAGGUACAAGUUCCGGUUCAGCCGCAGAUGAUGAACCAGUCUCAUCAGUUGAUGGCGGCAGCGGCGGCGGCUCAUUCUCAGGCGAUGAACCAGUUGGCUGCGGCUCAGGCUCAGUCGCAGCCGAUGAGCUCCGGUCCGCAGAUGAUGAAUCAGCCACCUCCUCCGAUGAUGUUGAAUCGAAGCUACAAGCCUUGGCAAUCUCAGGACCCAAACCCUAACCCUAACCUUAGCAAGAAAUUCCCUUCUUUCAAUCGUAAUAACAAUUGGAAGGGCAAGAAAGUCACCGCCGGUAAAGAUUCUAGAAAGUUCGAUAAUAAGCCUUUGCCCAUGGCCUCUCUUUCUGCAAUUUCCUCUGUUUCCGCUGCUUCCGGUAGUAAUACUCAAGGGUACAAACCUCCAACUCUUAAUGAGCUCCAAUCACAGAAUCGGUUAAAAGCCAGGAAAUUUUACGGCAACAAGAAGAAAUUCAAUAACAACAACAAUCGGUUUGCCCCCUACGCGCCGAGGAACACGACCUCGUUUAUAAUCCGAGCGAAAAAAUCAGGUGGGAUAGCGUCCUUGGUGUCUCCGUGUCCGGUGACGCCUGCGGUGCUUCCAACGCCGAUAUUUUCACCGUCGCGGGAGGUUUUGGGUGAUAUGGCCAAGGAAGAAUGGGGUGUGGAUGGUUAUGGGUCGAUGAAAGGGUUGAUUCGGCUUCGAUCACCGGAAGUUGGUCAUGAUGAUGAGGAAGAUGAGGAUGGGGGAAAUGGUGGGGGAUCGAGUGAGAGCGAUGUGGAAGAGCACGUGGAGGUGGAGAGGAGAUUGGACCAUGAUUUGAGUAGGUUUGAGAUGAUAUAUCCAAGUUACGGAGGUGAUUAUAACAAUGUUUUGGAGAAUAGAGUUGAUGAUCAAGAUACCCAUAUAGCUCAACUGGAAGAAGAGAAUUUGACAUUGAAGGAAAGGUUGUUUUUGAUGGAGAGGGAAUUGGGAGAUUUGAGGAGGAGGUUACAGUUUUUGGAAAGGCAGAGUCAGGUAGUGGAAGAUGUUAAUGAGGAGGUUGUGGAGAAUGGGUCUGAUAAUGAGAGUGAGGGCGGUGGUUCUGAUGUUAGGGUGGUUACUAGUGCUGCUGAUCAUAAUAAUGCGCACAUGGUUGAGUUUACCGCUGGAAAAAGUAGAAAUGUUGAUGUUAUGGAGGAGGAUAAUAGUAGUGAAAUGCCUCAGAAUGAAGGUCUAAGGGAUGCUAGUACGGAUGAGAUUGGAGCGGAAGAUGAUGUUGCAAGAGAAGGUGAGCUGAAAAAUGAAGGAAGAAGGGAUGAUGAAUUGAAGGGUCAAGCUCUGAGGGAGGAAAUAUUUCGAGACAAGGAAAACGAGGUCAAAGGUGAUGAAUCAGGAGGCAGUGAGUUUGUAGGGGAGAAGAUUGUUGAAGAAGAGAAAAAUGAGUCCAGGUGUGAAGAAGCAAGGAAUGAGUCUGCUGACAACAAUGAAACAAGGAACGAGGAAGUGCACUCAUGAAGAGCAUUGGCGACGGUGACUGGUUAGACUGUCCCUCGUUAAUGUAAGUCUUUUCUCUAAACGUUGGUGCUUGGGACUGUUUUGAUUAUGGUUAUUGAAACAUGCAACUUCUGGAUAUAUGCGGUCUAAGUAGAUUUGUAGUUUAGUUCUUAAUGUUCUUUUGCAUUUUGUUAGUUUGGCAGGGAAAAGAGAGGAUGAAUUGGUUCUGUUCUCCUUUCCUUUCUCUGCCCUAAAUAUGAUUUAGAAAGUAGGCAUCCUUUCCAGCCUUCUUUUUCUUUUUGUCCUUUCUUUUUUGUUCGGAAAGGGGGUAGUGGGUGUAUUUUGUUUAGCUGGGAGAGGUUUAUCCAUGAAGGUUCUUUCCAUUACAGGCAUAUAUCUGUAUCAAUUUCACCUUCCUUAAGUUUGAAAAAGAACCUUCUAGUAUGUAAGGUAAAUUUGUGACUGAUGUACUUGCAUUUCUUUUGCUUAAUGUCAUAAAGCCUCUUUAACUUAUUUAUCUAUCA